AUGACUGUACUCAAUAGUCCAAAUAUUACUGAUAAGAGCGAGGAAUAUGAAAAAUUGAAACCUUUUGUGGGCAAUGGUUUGUUAACUGCUUUAGGUGAAGUUUAUUAUAAUUUUGUUAUACUUUAUAUUGGAAGACAUGCUAGUGGGAUGGAUAUAGCUGCACAGAGGAUCUUCAAAUUAUAUAAAAUUAAUCGGGAAUUGACAGAGGGAAAUUUAGAACCAAAGAUAAGGACACUUCUAGAUUUUUCAUUUGAAUUUUUGCACGAAAGGAGAAAAUAUUCGGAGAAAGAUGUCCGCGAUGAAAGGAAUACAAUAAUUAUAGCUGGAAGCGAAACUUCAGUAACAAUCACUAGCUUUGUACUUUUAAUGCUUGCUACAUUUUCGGAUAUUCAAUACAAAGUAUGUGAGGAAAUAAAUGAAAUUUACUGCUCGGACCAUCCGAAACGUAUUCCAAUAACAUAUAAUGAUAUUAAAAGUAUGAAACUUUUGGAACGUGUGAUCCAGGAAUCGUUAUGUCUUCGCAAUUCCAGUCAUCGCCCGGAGAUGAGAGAAGGUUGGACUAUACCGAAAGUUAGUUCAGCAGUGUUUCUCAUUUAUAAACUUCAUAGAAGCGCAAAAUAUUGGCCACGGCCAUUAGUAUUCGAUGCUGAUAGGUUCCUAUCGGGAAAGAAUUGUUCUACAUAUUUCUUUCCAUUUAGGUACGGUCGAAGAAUUUGCAUAGGUCAAAAUUUUGCUAUGCUAAAUAUGACAGUAAUCAACGUUAUACUGACAAGAAGAUUUCUAAUUAAAAUAAAUAAUCCGAUAGGAAUUGCAGAAAUAUUUUUAAAGGCCGUUCAACCAGACGUUUCGAGUGAUAUUAUUCAACGCACGCGACGAGAAAGUGAUCGAGUGAAGAUCUUAUCCAUCAAACAAUUAGAGCUAUUCAUUCAUUUCGCUCGUAACGUGUUGAUUUCAGCGAUAGGACAAAAUAUGGACUACAAAAUAAGGGAGAAACGCUAUCUCUACGUUGCGUCUUUGUAA
Messenger RNA from Vespa velutina, 1020 nucleotides. RefSeq names its product cytochrome P450 4V2-like. Bases 1 to 1020 code for a protein of 339 amino acids. The record is from RefSeq and is a predicted model, not a curated record. The transcript has 11 exons. Gene Ontology annotation, molecular function: iron ion binding; oxidoreductase activity, acting on paired donors, with incorporation or reduction of molecular oxygen; monooxygenase activity. NCBI's taxonomy places the organism in Eukaryota, Metazoa, Arthropoda, Insecta, Hymenoptera, Vespidae.